CGGAGCCCCAAUCAAUUAUCCCUAUAUGUGUAUAUAUAUCUGCCCUUCGUUUUCUUCCUUACAACCCUAACUUUAUUACACCCCGCCCGGCCAUCAAUGUCGUAUUUCUCCGACCACCACCAUCAAGAAAUGCAGCUAUUCUCUCAUGCUCCGCCGUCUUCUUCCUCACAACCUCCAUGUUGGCCUCCGUCGGCCGGUCCGUACGACUCGUCCAUCGACCAUCUGUCGCUGGACCUACGAUUGUCGAUUAGCGUCACACCAAUCAAGCCACCAUCGGAACGUUCCCUACUAAGAAAAGCUCGCGACCGCAACACGGCCGACGCCCUGAAGUGGGAGGCGGCCGAGCAAAUCCGGCUGGCGGCGAUGGAGAAGGCCUACGCGGAGCGCGUGAUGGAGAUGACGAAGAGGGAGAUGGAGUUAGCGCAGUCCGAGUUCGCCCGGGCGCGCAGCUUGUGGGAGAGGGCGAGGGAGGAGGUCGAGAGGGCGGAGCGUGUGAAAGAGAGGGCCAUCGACACGACGGACCCGACGUGCGUCGAGAUCACUUGCUUGUCGUGCAGGCAGAAGUUUAGACCUUAACAAGAACGCAAUAGACGUUCUUGUUUGGGAAAAAUAAGGAUUUGGGAGUUGUGUAUUACACACAUGAGUUAUUAGGGAUGUUAUUGCAUGGAUGAAUGUAUGUAUGGUGGAGGGAUUGAGAGAGAUUUCAAUGGUUUUUCUUGAUCUCAUGAUAUGUAUGUUAUGUUUCUUGACAACAUUGUGAAGAUGUUGAAAAGGGUACUGUCAUACAUUUUACAGCCUGAACAUAUGUACUGUUAUUGCAGCAGAUGUAUUUCUUGAAACCCAUUUGAAUUGAUGGUCUUUUUUUUCU
This is a messenger RNA of Sesamum indicum (sesame), 868 nucleotides long. RefSeq lists its product as uncharacterized. Gene Ontology annotation, cellular component: nucleus. Lineage: Eukaryota; Viridiplantae; Streptophyta; Magnoliopsida; Lamiales; Pedaliaceae. The record is from RefSeq and is a predicted model, not a curated record. Gene Ontology annotation, biological process: gravitropism.